Staurois parvus is the source of this 303-nucleotide messenger RNA. The record is from the annotation of a GenBank genome assembly. NCBI's taxonomy places the organism in Eukaryota, Metazoa, Chordata, Amphibia, Anura, Ranidae.
UCGUUACUCAGGGACAGAAUUGUUACUCAGGGACACAGAAUUGUUACUCAGGGACACAGAAUUGUUACUCAGGGACACAGAAUCGUUACUCAGGGACACAGAAUUGUUACUCAGGGACACAGAAUCGUUACUCAGGGACACAGAAUUGUUACUCAGGGACACAGAAUUGUUACUCAGGGACACAUAAUUGUUACUGAGGGACACAGAAUCGUUACUGAGGGACACAGAAUCGUUACUCAGGGACACAGAAUUGUUACUCAGGGACACAGAAUCGUUACUCAGGGACACAGAAUUGUUACUCAG